UAAAAUUUGACGUUAUCUUUUAUUUCUUGACUCAACUGAACUUUUUCAAUGGUUGAUUCCUUGUCUACAGCUUCUGAGAUCAUCAAGAUAACUGAAGACGGUCAAGUCACUAAAAGAAUAAUAAAAGAAGGCGUUGGUCUUCAAACAACAGAUAACAGUACAGUUAGUGUUCAUUAUGACGGAUAUAUAUAUGAAACGGGCACGCUGUUCGACUCUUCGUACCAAAGAAAUACCGAAUUCACUUUCACUUUGAAUUCAGGGAAAGUGAUAAAGGCAUGGGAAUUGGCUAUACCUACAAUGAAAGUAGGAGAAAAAGCAGAGAUUAUUUGUACAAGUGACUUUGGCUAUGGAGAUAAAGGUAGACAAUAUAUCGUGCCUAAAAAAGCAAAAUUACGCUUUGAGGUGGAACUAUUAGGGUUCUGGGAAUCGGCUAAAUCAGCGACAGAACGCAUAGCAUCAGCUGAGAAAAAGAAAAUGGAAGGAAACGAGUUAUUUAAGAAGCAAGCUUUAGACGAAGCAUUGUUUGCUUAUCGAAAGGGUAGAGAUUUUAUCAAAGAUUUAUGGAACUGCGAAGCUCAUGACUUGGAACAAGCACGGCAUUUAAUGGUCGCCUUACAUUUGAACAUCGGCGCUUGUUAUCUGAAAAUGAAAAAUUACGAGCAUGCUAUCGAAGUUUGUAAAAAGGCUUUGGAUCGUGAUCCCUCUAACUUAAAAGCGCAUUACAGAAUAGCACAGGCAUACCUCGAAUUGGGCGAGUUUGAUAACGGCAUUGAAUUCAUAAGGGCAGGCUUACAGGUAAUUGAAGUAGACGGUUGAAAUAUCAAUGAAGAGAAAGAAUCUUAUUAAAUAUUAUACGGUGGUAAUAGUAUAAACCAAUGGACACUGAUAUGAAAGCAAUGCUAGCAACUUUAGAAAAAAGAAAGGAGCAAUAUCUCGCUGAAAGCAAGAAAUUAUAUAGAAAGAUGUGUAGCAACUAGUAUAAAAAAUAAUACACGCUUAAUUUUACUCUCAGUAUACUUCAUACAACAUAAUACGUUUUCGAUAUAUGCACUGUAAAUAGAAACAUCGAUUACUCAACCA
Molecule: messenger RNA, 1080 nt
Organism: Mycotypha africana
Lineage: Eukaryota; Fungi; Mucoromycota; Mucoromycetes; Mucorales; Mycotyphaceae
Exons: 4
Coding region: 49-816 (255 amino acids)
Molecular function (GO): peptidyl-prolyl cis-trans isomerase activity; protein binding
Source: RefSeq, a predicted model, not a curated record